UGAUGAAGAUGUGACACGGUAGGCCAGUGAGUCCAGCGCUGAGAACAUCCUCACGCUGAGCACACGGGCUUCAGAACAGAGCAGUCAGUGCGAGCACUUGAACGCACGGAGGGGGAGGAGGGCUGCGAGAGAAAACAAACCGAGAAAAUUGUUCGCCUGAAACGAAAGUACCAUUACCAAAGUGACAAUCGGCCGCCACCGUUAUUCAUUUUCGGACUGAUCGGUCCGAUUGUGAUGUACUUUUGUCGACUUCACGCUGCGGUUUGCUUCUUUCCAAGCAUCCGGUAAAAAAAAAUAAUAUGUGUCUGUGGGGCUACUGUACGGACGGCCAGUGCAGAACUGCUCUGAUGUGUCAAUAAGUUUGAGGCUGGAAUGAGAAGGCCCUGGCGUUUCGACCGGAUUUCAGGGGUCAUCUUCAUCGCAUGAUACAGCCUGACUGACAGAUCCAUCCUCAUCUUUCAAAUACCGUAUUUCCAUAUUCUGUGGCUCUGGUCAGCAGCAGUAUGAAGGGCGGAGGUGGAGGGAAAGAACCUCCGGUGGAGGGGGAGGUCAGUGGAAAGCGGCCCAAACGCAAGUGUUUGCAGUGGCAUCCGCUGCUGGCCAAGAAAGCUCCAGACUUCUCUGAGGAAGAGGAGGAGGAGGAUGAAGAGGAGCUGGAGAAGGAGCCGGUGUUAUGUGUAGAGAGUGGUGCACAGGAGGGAGAGUCUGGCGGGAUGGAAGAUGAGAGUGAGGAAUACUCCUCUGAACAACGGGCUCGCCGGCCCAUGAAUGCCUUUCUGCUGUUCUGCAAACGGCACCGUUCACUGGUCCGACAGGAGCAUCCGCGACUGGACAACCGGGGAGCCACUAAGAUCCUGGCGGACUGGUGGGCUGUACUGGACCCCAAAGAAAAACAGAAAUACACAGACAUGGCCAAGGAGUAUAAGGAUGCGUUCAUGAAGGCUAAUCCUGGUUACAAAUGGUGUCCUGCCACCAACAAGCCAGUAAAGAGUCCUUCUCACUCUGUGAGUAACGCCCGCAAGAAAGUCUGGUCUCUUCCAUCCAACCCUAGCAAGGAAUCUUCAGCUGCCAAAAAACACCCUAAAACUGACAGCACACCCCAGCUCAACUUCGCCAUGGCUGAUCCCAAUAAGAUGGGUGGCUUAAGCAUGCUGCUGUUAGCAGGGGAGCACGCACUUACUGCUAGAGAGAUUUCCUCCAGCUCUUCCCAGACAGGAUGCGCAGAUGUUGUUAAGCACACUGGGAAAUCAGCCCUUUUCCAGCUGGCUGAGAUUUCUUCCAGUCCAGUGCAGCCAGCUGGGGGAAGUAAAAACGCUGAGGACACAAGCUCUCUCACACAUGUAGAGGCCUCUGGACCAUCUCAGCCAAGUUCACCAGACCUGCCCAAGAGUUGUGUUAAAUCACCCUUGUUUCAGCUGGCUGAGCAGAUCUCCUCCAGUAGGCCUCAGUCAGCGUCUGAGGGGAGGCAGUGCGGCCAGUCGGCUCUUUUCCAGCUCGCAGAGAUGUGUUUGGCUUCUGAGGCUGAAAAGAUGGAAGCUCGAUCCUCCCAGCCCUCUGGUGGUUCCUCCUCACUCUGUGCUCAGCACAGCUUAAGUAGCAGAGUCACCGAAGAACACGAAGACACUGCUGAACUUCCUAUCACCACAACAUCAUCAGCAUCUUCCUCAUCAUCCUCUACCUCUGGAUCCACCUCAUCAUCCCCUACUGACACCACCCCAUCUUAUCUCAGCCCGUGUAAGACGCUGAAGAAGAAGAAAAAGAAGAAAGAAAAUAAAGACUCGUAUGAAAAUCCUGCAUCGCCCAAAAAGCCGAAGAAGCGACAUUCGCCCGAGUCGGACCUGGACAGCGUGAUGUUCACCAUCGAAGCAGUAGCAAAAGGUGCUUGGGGCUCGGAAGAAACACCAAGGAAGAAAGCUCAUCCCUCAGAGAGUGAGAGCAGCCCCAUAAUGGACCAAUCUCCAGCGGUGAAGAAGAAAACAAAACCUAAACCGAAAAAGCAAUUGAAGUUAAAAGACGAUGACGCGGAGGAAGAAGAAGAAGGGGAUGAAGAGACCUAUAAACCACAGGACGUAGAGAUGAAAACUGAAGAAGCUCCUCUGACCCCUAAAGAUGAGUGUGAGAAUGAGCCAGACAUGAAGGUGGAGCCCCCUGUUGGUGUGGAGGACACGACACCACACUGCUCUCCUCUUCAUCCUACAGAACUGGAGGAGAAAGACACAGACUCCAAACCACCUCAAACCAGACAGGAAGAUAGAGAGCAAGAGGUUAAGCCAGAGACCUGUGGGUCCAGGAAGUCAGAGCGAAGCUGUAAAGGCGCGCUUUAUAAGACUCUGGUGUCCGAAGGGAUGCUUACAUCACUGAGAGCAAAUGUGGACAGAGGGAAAAGAGGUUCACUGCGAGGAAGUGUGUCCGAUCAUGAGGGCGGCUGGAAUGACGAGAGCUGGGGAUUUUCUCAAGCUGCUACCAGCAACCCAAAAAAGCUCAAGAAGUCUAAGUCUAAAGAAGAAACCACCCCAGGACUAGGAAAGCUUGAAGAGGAGUUUGAGAAAAAGUUCAACAGCUUGCCGCAGUACAGCCCCCUGACUUUUGACAAAAAGAGCGUGGCGAUAACCAAGAAGAAAAAAAACAGUACGUCCAGCCCUCCUGAACCACCCAAACCCUGCAAGGGUUCAUCUUCAUCUCAGAAAAAGACCUUAUUCCACAAGAUAGUGAACAAGUACAAACACAGGAAGGAGAAAUCCAGUGCCACAGACAAAGACGUUGUCCCAACUGACCCAACUGUGGGUGCAGAAACAAGUCCAGUGCUGAAGUCGGGCAGUCCAUGCAUGUCUCCCUCUCCUGAACCCCAGAAGGUUCUGGAUACGCCUGUGGGCAGUCAGAAGAGGAAGGCCAGGAAGAGUAAAAUCACACACUUGGUGCGCACGGCUGAUGGCCGAGUGUCACCUGCACAGGCAGAAGAUAAAUCCAAGGAUCAGACCAAGAAUCAGGAUGAAAAGCCAUUCUCUCAAGAGACAUUAUGCAAUAGGGGGGUCUGCUACAAUGACCCCAUAUCAGUGGAAUCGGACGUGACGGAUGCGUCCGGCGGCCUGCCGGCUUUCUUCAGCUUGGCUGCUCUGGCUGAGGUUGCAGCCAUGGAGAAUGUGCACAGAGCCCAGCGUGCUGUCAGCAUCCCCACUGAAGGUCAAGUGAAGGACAUGGCUCCUGUGCUGAUUUCCUGUGCGGACCAGUGAGGUCUCAGCGUGGCCCAGGACGGGUUUAGUCCAGACUGGGCUUAUGUACGGACAUGCUGGGACCUUAAUCUUGAUCCUUGGCCUCAGAUGCCAGGGGGAAAGAGCGAACAAGAGCGAGAGAGACUGGAAAGGGAUGAGGGAAGCUCUGAGCCAGAUGAAAAUGUUUUAUCCCAGAAGCUUUCACCUUACACCCAACCCCAUCCUCCCUCCCUCUCACCCCCUCAGGGCCCUGGGGGAGCCAAUUCUGGUCCCUAUGCUUAUUUCCUCUGGUGGCUCUGGACCAGUUAUCAGACUUUACAAUCUGCAAGAAAUAUCUACUAUUUAAGGUCAAGUUUUGCCUACAAAAAGUGCAUUUGAAGCAAGUGCUCCCUCUUUGUCUCUCUCAAUAUCUUAUGGUUCUGUUCCUGGUCAGCUUCAUUGCACAAAAGUCUUUCUCACACAGCAGCGUACACCUUCUCUCGGUCAGAGGAAUGUUUUGUGGUUUCCUGCCCCCCUUUCUUGCUCUGAAUCUUACAUGGUGAAGAGAAAGAGUUUUUUCAGACUGCUUAACCUCAGCCUCAUACCUCACAUACCUGUUCAGAUUCGUUCUCUGCACAGAAGCACCACCUUCAGCUUCAUAAUGCACAGUCGAUACCUAGAUGCCUCUUUCUUUCAAGCAAUGACCCUCAAUGUGUUCGGUGCCUCUGUAGAAGACAGUUGUUCAGAGAUAAAACACCUGUUUUCCAUUCACAGACAGCAGCGAUGUGUUGGGGGGGAAGCCGGAUGUUUGCGCAAGCUGUGCUGCGGUUGUUGAGCAGGGUCCAAAAUCUCACUCACACUUCACAAAGCAUUGAAUAUUUUAUUAUAUUAAUUUACAUUGCCGUUCAAAAGACUGGGAUCUGUAAUAAUGUUUAUGAAAGAAGUCUCUAAUGAUCACCAGUGUUGUAUUUAUUUAAUCAGUAAUUGAUACAGUAAAAAAGGGAUAUAUUCUAAUAUUUUCUUUUUUAAUAAUUUAUUUAAUAUUUUAUAAAUGUAAUUUAUUCCUGUGCUAGCAAAGCAUCAUAACUUCAGUUUUCAGUGUCACAUGAUCCUUCAGAAAUCAUUCUAAUAUGCUGAUUUGGUGCUUAAGAAAUAUUUCUCACCAAUGAUGAAAAUAGUUGUGCUGCUUAAUAGUUUUGUGGAAAUCUUGAUACUUUUUCAGUUUUCUUUAAGUAGAAAGUUUAAAAGCAAAGCAAUUAUUUGCAUUAGGAAUGUUUUGUAACAUCAUAAAUGUUAGUCACUUUUGAUCAGUUUAAUGCAUCUUUGCAGAAUAAAAGUAUUAAUUUCUUUCAAAUUUUUUUAAAAAAAGAUUCACUGACCACUUUUGAACGGUAAUGUAUAUUCUUAAAAAAAAUAACAUUUCAUAUACAUCUUUUUGUAAUGUGAAAUAAUCAUAAAUAAUAUUUCUGGUCUGCAAAUUUGAUUAACUGUUGGCAGAUGAAAAGAGGUAAUUUUAGACCCUGCCUACGAGUGUUUCUGACUGACUCACCAGAUCUCGCGACUUUUAGCUUUGCGCUCUUCUUGGACAUGUACAGCUAACAAUGAGUUCAUUAUCAGAGUAGUAUGGCGAUACUUGAAAGAAAAAAUGCAUUUUAUGUCAAUACUUGACCUUACUGCAGUGUGUAGCAUCUUGCUGGCUAAUCCAAAAGAGUGCUACUCCUCUCUAAUAUAGUUUAAUAAUAGACACUGCACUAAUUUUUAGCUACCGUAGACGAUGCUUUUAGUUGUCGUUGGCUUUCGUUAUAGUAGCAAGUUUUGUUUUUGUUUUAGUGUUAAGUUAGCUUUUGUAUCAUCACUGAGAUACUCAGCCCUCGUUUUUUUUUCCUGUACCUGAGGCUGUAGGUGCCAUUCCAGCUAAACAUUUUGCUGAUUCUGUCCAUUCCUCCAAGCACACGGUGGGAGAGAGUUUGAGAGGAAAAGAAAACAGGGAUUGACGUAGAAGAAAAAGGCGUUUUUCUCUCUCUCUUUCUCUCACAGACACACACAGACACCUUGAAUCGUGGGAGUCAGCAUAGCAUGUUCUCCUGCGACGUGCACAUCCUGUGUUUUAGGCACAUGUGAGUCAGACCCUAUCAGGGUCAUGUUCUGAACUUUCUACCAGAUCGUGUGCUGUGUGUCAAUGACACAUCACAAACAAUCAUGUUUUUAUUAGUAUGUUUGUCUGGUGAAUAUAUCUACACAAAUUCUUCAAACAAGAUCAGUUUGUCUGAGAAGCAAAAUUGUGUUUGGCUUUCCUCUCCCUUUUUUAAAACAAAAACCUCAUGACCUUUUGUUUAAUUCAUACUGAAAAAGAAAGACAAAUAAAAUUAGUUUUAUUUAUCAAGAUAAGUGGCUGGGUUUUGAUUUAAGUGAAUCUUUUUUAUUAUUAUUUUAAUAAAACGUUUCUUCACUGAUUCAUUCAGUGUGCUUUUCUGCAGGUUCCAUCAUUAUGCCAGUAAGUGUUGACAUGCAGAUGUCAUUUUGUGAGUUAUGAGGAAGUUCUGAAUCAUUUACUGUACUUAACUGAAUCUUUAAAAAACCACAAGUGUUGUUCACAACCAAAACAAGUCUUUAUUAAAAUGUGAGUGCCUAUAAAUUGGAAAAAAAGGAACAUGAAUGAUUCCUCUGCUUAAACGGAUUCAUUCAUUCAACUGAUUUGUUCGAUUUAUUCUUGUAUUAUCUUGUGCGGUUUUGCUUCUCAGGUAAUUUAAUCUUGUUUUAAGGAAGUUUGGAUAUAUUACUAGAAAACAUUUCUACUUAGAAACUGAUUCUUGCAGUGCACAGCUCCCUGGGUUCUUGGGCUGGUUCGAACCUCAGACUCCGCUUCCCGAACCCCUCCUGAGGUCAUAGGGAGCCUAGAUUAGAUAAAUGAAGGAAUACUAUAAGCCAGAUCACAGGUUUAAAAGCCGCACACUCUUUCACUGUUCAAGCUUUUUACUUUUUAAUAUGACGAUUGAUGUUCUUUUGUUUGUUUUCCUUCGAUUUUCUUCUAUAAAUGAGAAUGUCUGUGAAUUUAUGAACUUAUAACUAAUAAGGUUUUUGUACUUCUUCGAAAUACUGUAUUUAAUUUGUUCUCCUUAGAACACCUUCUGUAGGGCGCUACUGUUUUUCUUCGCUUCAUUCGUAACGUUUCGUUUAGAAACCUCAGCCUUUCCUGAGGUGUGCUCUACUGGAUCGAGACUGUUGUCAAAAGCUCAAAUACAAAUAUCUGUAUAUAUAUAUAUAUAUAUAUAUACAUACCUAUGCUUACCUGUUAAGCCAACAAGCACUGAUAAAGAAUGCACCAUCUCUAUAUGAUUAGUUUCUGCUUGUGGACGUGCACGUGCAACACAACCGCAUUGUUGCAUAUGGCCUAUGUCUGGCGUGCGUGGUGGUGUGCGAGAUCUGUGUCUGAAUGUUCCACUUUUCUGUUAUUUAUACAAUAGAGGCAUUUAUUCCAAGCCAAGGGUUUAAACCUCAGUGUAUUUUAAGUAAUAGAAAGCUUGUAGGCUGUAAUUGUGCCUGAGGCAGUCGUGAAACAUUGAUGAUGUUCACCUGAAAAAUCAGGUCCUAAUCACUUUUAUAAGUGUGAUUUUAUUAAGCUAGUUUUAUAAAUCACCUGUAUGGCCCCGCUUAUGAAACUUUCAAAGUUAUAGUAGGGUAAAAAUGUUAUGAAUUAUGAAUAAUAAGAUACUAAACCUCCUUCUCAGCUGUUUUGAAUCAGUUGAUUGUCAUUAUGUACAAUGAAUUGUAUAAAUCAGUGAUCUUAUCGUAAAUGAUCCCUUCUUCGUCAUUAGUUGGAGUGGGCGCCAUGUUUAAUUUUUACGAAAAAUCUUUGCGAAAAGUUAAACUUUGUCCACAUUUACCUCAGCAAAAUUUCACAAGCAAACUCCAUUAAUUUAAAUGUUUUAUCAUACAAUCUAGAGUUUUGCGCGAAAGCGUAAAUGUUCCUUGAAAAAAAUCACUGCAAAUUCGCUUGGUUUUAAAAUGAUUUCUGAGUGAAUACUUCGUACAUUUCUACGAAAUUGACUGUAAGUUUCCUCAAAGAAUGGUUCAUUAUGAAAAAAGCGACUUAUCCGCGUCUCUAAUGUUUGUUGUUCACAAGAAGUUACCAUAAGACGUCUUCCCUCGCGCAUAAUGCGCCUCAGACGCAAUUUAAGUUCUUCCCGGCGAUCAGGAGAUGUGUUGUACACGCGUCAUUCUCUCAGACUUUUGCCAAAGAAAAGCGAAAAUAGUCUGUAAGGGAAAUUUCAUGUUGCAGAAAGCCAGGCUUUAUUCUGCUGAGUUUAGCCAGCGGAGCUGUCUUCAGGUUUCAAAUGUAUUUUAUCAGCACAACUAAUUCUUCUAAUCUUUUCCUCUGAAUUAACCUGCAGUGAGAGUGGCGUGCAAAAUGUUGGCACCUUUUUAAUAACUAUUUUAGAAAGACAAUAUUUGCACCUUAAACCCAUACCAAAACAUCACGUUCUUAAAGGGACAGUUCACACAAAAAUUACAAUUCUGUCAUCUUGUGCUCAUGUUUCAGUAUUUGCAUGAUUCUGUGGAGCAUGCAAAAAAAAAAGAUGUUUAGAAGAAUGUUCAUGCUGCACUUUUCACAAUAAAAAAAUGACAAAAACACCAUAAAAGUGUUUCAUGUGACUCCAACUCAAGUCUUCUGAAGCCAUAAAAUAGUUUUGUGUAAACAGAAAUGUAGGUCAAUAUUGCAAACUUUUAUUGUGCUUUUUGGUGUAUGGAAAAAUGCAGCAUGGACAUUCUUUAAAAUGUGUUUUUACGCAAGAAAGGUGAAUUAGAACUACAUGACGGUGCAUCAAUGGUGCCAAAAUAAAAAAUUUGUGUGAAUUACCCCAUAAAGUUUGAUCCCAUUUCACCAGUGUCCCCUCAUGAUUGUCAUUCUUUAUCAUGACCCCUGCAUAUCCAGAGGGGGAAAUAUGUGUAUUUUACCAAAUUGUCAUUGCUAGCGAGAAUUAUAAUGCGUUGAAUGAAAACACAGCUUAUUUGAAUGUCCCCGCAUGAUGCAUCUUUAGAAUCUGAUCCCAUCCCAUGAUGCCCCAUCAUGAAUUUCACCCCUCUUUUUUCUAUUUAGAAGAUGCCUCUUAGCAAAAUGCCUCUAUAAAACAGAAAUUCCUAUAUUAGCUAUAAAGAUUAUGAUAUUACCCUUUUGUGCUAGAUUGUCUCUUGAAUGUAAUGGAUUUUGUACCUGUAUUUUUCUAAUUCCAAUCCAGUCUUUCUGUAUGCGGUGGCUUUAUAUGGAGGAAUUCUAGGCUGCUUCCUUGCGUAAAUAAUUUGUAAAAACUUCCAGUCAUCCUCGACACACAAACCCUGACCUCCGAAGUGUGCAGUGAAACUGCCACCAUCAUAUCUGACUUCAAAUAUCUUUCACUUUUACACAUUUAGACCCGAAUCAUGCAAUAUCAGCAAUCACGGAUAUCAGUUGCCAAAUGUUUCUCCGUUUCACCUUCUCGACUCGUUUAGAGUGUUAAUAACCUUGAAUAUGCACCCUGUCAACGAUGAGGAUUUUCUCUGCUCUGUACAAGAAUGUACUUUCAUGGCUUUAGAUGCAGUUGUGAUGCCGUCUUUUAAACGCUUACCUGAGAUCCUGUUCUUGAUUCCUGUAAGGAGUUUAUACUUGUGUGCUUGAUCUGAUUAUUGUCACUAGUACUGUAUGAUGCAGUGUAUGGAUCUGAUUGUUACAGCCCAGUUGUUGAUGCAGCCUUGCCUUACUGAUCCCCUGUGUAGAGAGGGACCCCUUUGCCAUUGCCCUUCUCACCGAGUCUUAUGUCAUAACACUGUCUGCUGACGCAAAUGUUAUUCUUUAAACACCUAUUAAAGUAACAUACAUAUGAA
This is a messenger RNA of Carassius auratus (goldfish), 9047 nucleotides long. Its product is annotated as HMG box transcription factor BBX-like. Gene Ontology annotation, biological process: regulation of transcription by RNA polymerase II. Gene Ontology annotation, cellular component: nucleus. NCBI's taxonomy places the organism in Eukaryota, Metazoa, Chordata, Actinopteri, Cypriniformes, Cyprinidae. Gene Ontology annotation, molecular function: RNA polymerase II transcription regulatory region sequence-specific DNA binding; DNA-binding transcription factor activity, RNA polymerase II-specific. The transcript has 17 exons. Bases 504 to 3230 code for a protein of 908 amino acids. The record is from RefSeq and is a predicted model, not a curated record.